GUUCUAGAACUCCCUAACCGAAGUUGUGUGACUUUUGCACUUACCAAAAAUGAAGUACUUCAUCUGUCUGGUGGCUUUGGUGGCGGCCGUGAGCUGUGCUCCAAUGCAGGAAGGUGAAAGCCGUGUCACUCGUCAGCUCCACGGCGGCGGAUUCGGUGCCUCCGGUUCGGCAGCAAAUGCUGGAGCACAGUCAUUCAAUCAGGGAGGUGGCUUCGGACACGGAGGCUUCCCCGGGCACGGUGGUGGCUUCGGAGGAUUCUCUGGUUCGGCAGCCUCGGCCGGUAGCCAAUCUUUCACCCAGGGAGGCGGUGGUCACGGUGGAUUCGGUGGAUUAUCUGGUUCGGCAGCCUCGGCCGGUAGCCAGUCGUUCACCCAGGGCGGCGGAUUCCCAGGUGGCUUCGGUGGUGGUCUCUCCGGAUCAGCCGCCAAUGCCGGCUCUCAGUCCUUCGGAGGAUAAGCAGUCCACCGCCUAACGGCGCCAGUGACUGCGAGGAUGAACGAGUAUUAACUUCUGUCGAAUGAAGCUCUUUCGACGCUCCCAUCAAAUGGCCACACGCUAAGGAUUACGUUACGAUCACGCCAGCAAACCAGUUUAAGGUGCAAUGGAAAAUAAAUGCACAGGAGCAGUGGAAAAUAA
Molecule: messenger RNA, 637 nt
Organism: Anopheles cruzii
Lineage: Eukaryota; Metazoa; Arthropoda; Insecta; Diptera; Culicidae
Exons: 2
Coding region: 50-457 (135 amino acids)
Source: RefSeq, a predicted model, not a curated record